Messenger RNA from Osmerus eperlanus (European smelt), 3806 nucleotides. RefSeq names its product erythrocyte membrane protein band 4.1 like 2 (gene epb41l2). The transcript has 23 exons. Gene Ontology annotation, molecular function: structural molecule activity; actin binding. Gene Ontology annotation, biological process: cortical actin cytoskeleton organization. Gene Ontology annotation, cellular component: plasma membrane; cytoskeleton. Bases 237 to 3620 code for a protein of 1127 amino acids. Lineage: Eukaryota; Metazoa; Chordata; Actinopteri; Osmeriformes; Osmeridae. The record is from RefSeq and is a predicted model, not a curated record.
CCACUCUCUCCUCCUCUCCUCCCUUCCCCUCUCUCUCUGCCCCGGCCUCAUUCUCCAGGGCUGUAGAGAGACAGAGUGGUAAUGACAGUGUGUAAAACAGCAGGAGGCUGAGCGAGCACAGGACUCAGCAGAGAGAGAGGAGGGGGAGAGGGAGAGCAGGAAGGAGAGGUGAAGAGGGAAGGUUGCGGAGGACAAGGCAGUGCUGCAGGGAGAGAGAUCACGUGUAAACGGUCGCCAUGACAACAGAGGUGGGAUCCGAGACUGAGGUGAAGAAGGAGCCCGAGAAGGAGAAAGGGGAGGAGCCAGCUCCAACAGCUGACGCCCAACCCACCGACAGCCCCGCCCCUGAGCAGGAAAACCAGGAAGUAGCAGCGCCCUCUGAGAACACCACCCCGGAAGCUCCUGAAGCUACCACACCAGAGAAGAAGAAGGAGGAGGAGAAGGAAAAGGAAGGACCUGUGAAGGAGAAGGGAAUCUCUCGUUUCCUGCCUCCAUGGCUUAAGAAGCAGAAGUCCCAGACCCAAGUGACUCCCAAGGAAGCCACGCCUCUGGAGACCACGCCCACAGACGGGGGUGUGGCCACAGUAGAAGGGGAGGAGGAGAAGGCGGAGCCAGAGCAGGAAGUGGGAGAGGCCUCUCCCCCGGUAGAACCCCCAGUGGAAAACCAGGAAGUGAACGGAGUGGAAGUGGAAGAGAGGGAGGAAGUGAAGUCAGAGGAAGGAGAGAAGGAGGAGAGCCACUCCACAGGCAGUGCAGACACUCAGCCUGCCAAGGAGGAGAAAGAGGAGUGUGUAGAGAAGGGAGCGGAGGAGAGCAAGCCACCUGAGGAGGGGGAGCGAGAAAAGGAGGAGGAAGCGAAGGAGGAGAAGAAGGAGGAGGACAAAAGCUGCAAGCCGGAGGGUCACUCCAUCCUCAAGUCUCCUCUCAAGCUCACCAAGAAGAUGAAGGUGGCCAUGUGUCACGUGAUGAUGCUGGACGGAACCAAGUUCCCCUGCGAGGUGGAGAAACGAGCCAAGGGCCAGAUCCUGUUCUUCAAGGUGUGUGAGCACCUUAACCUGCUGGAGAAGGACUACUUCGGCCUGAGCUACAGAGACAACGCUGACCAGAAGUGCUGGCUGGACCCUACCAAGGAGAUCAAACGCCAGAUCCGCAACAACAACUGGCAGUUUUCCUUCAAUGUCAAGUUCUAUCCUCCAGACCCUUCUCAGCUUACUGAGGAUAUAACCAGAUACCUGCUGUGCCUCCAGCUGCGAGAGGACAUCUCGUCAGGCCGCCUCCCCUGCUCCUUCGUCACCCACGCCCUCCUGGGAUCCUAUUCGCUGCAGGCCGAGCUCGGUGACCACGACAGCGACGAGUCCCGCCCCCCGGACUACGUCAGCGACUUCACCUUUGGCUCGGCCCAGGGCAAGGAGAUGGAGGAGAAGGUGGUGGAGCUGCACAAGAGCCACAGGGGGAUGACGCCCGCGCAGGCCGACGCCCAGUUUUUAGAAAACGCCAAGAAGCUCUCAAUGUAUGGAGUGGACCUGCACCAUGCCAAGGACUCGGAGGGCGUGGACAUCAUGCUGGGUGUGUGUUCCAGCGGGCUGCUGAUCUACAAGGACCGCCUGAGGAUCAAUCGCUUCGCCUGGCCCAAGAUCCUCAAGAUCUCCUACAAGAGGAACAACUUCUACAUCAAGAUCCGCCCCGGAGAGAUGGAGCAGUUUGAGAGCACAGUGGGGUUCAAGCUCCCCAGCCACCGUGCUGCCAAGAGGGUGUGGAAGGUCUGCGUGGAACACCACACCUUCUUCAGGUUGACGGCUCCAGAGCAGCCCCCCAAGGCCAAGUUCCUCACCCUGGGUUCUAAGUUCCGGUACAGCGGGCGGACCCAGGCCCAGAGCCGCCAGGCCAGCUCCCUCAUAGACCGGCCUGCUCCCUACUUCCAACGCACCUCCAGCAAACGCAUCUCCCGCAGCCUGGAUGGAGCUCCAGUGAUCAAUGUGACUGAUGCAGACUCCGGCCCCACCUUCUCCUCCACCCCUGGGGAGAACGGACAUGACCCCGCCCUCGAACUCAACUCUGACUCCAAGGUAGAGGAGGCGGAGCCUGGGGCUGCGGCCACUCCCACUGGGACCAGUGAGAAGACAGGACAGACAAACUCCGCCCAGCUCCAGAGCAAGCUGAGAGUGCAGGGGGACAAUAUUUAUGUCAGACAUAGCAAUUUAAUGUUGGAGGAUCUGGAUAAGACUCAGGACGAGGUGUUGAAGCACCAGGCUAGCAUUAGCGAGUUAAAACGCAGUUUCAUGGAGGCCACGCCGGAGCCUCGUCCCAGCCAAUGGGAGAAGCGUCUCACGGCCAGCCCGGCCACCAGCCUGAGGCUGCAGGGACCAGGGAAAACUCCACCCAGAACGGACUUGACUCUCCCUGACCUCAAAGACGUCAGCAAGCAGGCUGAGGUAGAGGUAGAGGAGACAGUGGUCAUCCAGGAAGUCAGGAAGACCCCCAAGCUGCCAUGCCCCACCCCCGAGCUAGUGGUUACCGCUGCCGUGGAGACUGAGCAGCCUCCACAGGAAGUGGAACCAGAAGUGAACCAGGAAGCCAUACAGGAAGUGGAAUCGGAAGUCAACCAGGAAGUAAAUGAGGAAGCCAACCCGGAAGUGAAAGAGGAGACGAGGAGGGCAAGCAUGUCGUCUGAGAGUGAGAGCGAGGAGGAGGCAGAGUACCAUCCUCAGGUCGAGGUCAACACCUCCGUCAACCAGAUCAGGGAGGAGCCUGAGGAGGAGGAGAGAGAGGAGAAGGAAGAUCAAGAGGAGCUGAAACAGGAGGAACAGGAGGAAGAUCAAGAGGAGCUGAAACAGGAGGAAGAUCAGGAGGAGGAGAAACAGGAGGAACAGAAGGAAGAGGAGGAGAAAAAGGAGGAACAUGAAGUAGAACCAGAACCAUCUGAGCUCCCCGAGCCCCAGCUUCCCAUUGUUGAGACAGACCAAUCCCCUGCAGUUGUUCUGGCGUCAGAGGCGGUGCCUGUAGCAGAGGAGGAAGGGAACACCGAUGACCCCAUGAUGACCCCUGAAGAGGCCCCCAAUGGCCACCCCCACCCCCAAGACCCUGCCCACUCUGAGGGCCUGCCCGGAUUGGUUGCGCUGGAAGAGGAAGAGGUGGAACCGAGAGUAAAUGGAGAGACGGAACGCCACCAACCCCAGGUUAUAUGUUGCUCUGAGCCGCCCGUGGUGAAGACUGAGAUGGUGACCAUCUCCGACACGUUCGCUGCUCAGAAGACAGAGAUCGCCACCAAGGAGGUCCCCAUCGUCCACACAGAGACCAAGACCAUCACCUACGAAGCUGCACAGUUGGACGGGGGAGCCGAUGGGGAGCCGGGUGUUCUGAUGACAGCCCAGACCAUCACCUCUGAAUCCCUCUGUACCACAACCACAACACACAUCACCAAGACACUAAAGGGCGGCCUAUCAGAGACCAGGAUUGAGAAACGCAUUGUCAUCACCGGAGACUCUGACAUUGACCAUGAUCAGGCCCUGGCCCAGGCCAUCAAGGAGGCCAAAGAGCAGCACCCUGACAUGUCAGUGACCAGGGUGGUAGUUCACAAGGAGACGGAGCUGGAGGAGGAGGGGGAAGGAGGGGAAAACUGAGAGUUGAAGAGCCUGUGAGGUCCAUAUAUGGAUGUAUGUUGUCACUCCCACAUCAGUGUCAGAGAGUCUGUCUGGAGAAGAGGAGGAGGAGAAGAGGAAAGAGGAGGAGGAGGAGAGACUGACCCUCCUUUGUGUCUGUGCAUCACACACCUUCCUGUUUCAUAAUUCUGAAGAGAACCACUUAGC